AUGCGCAUUGACCGUGUCGUUGUGAGGUCGACGACGCGGUAUGGACGAGAGUGUCCCACAGGAGAUUUCUUGAUUGGGCUUGAACCCUAUGAUGGAGAGUCGGGGCUUGAUUGGUCGACCGCGCUUAGAGUGGCGUGGUAUUUUCAGUCGGAUAAGUGGCGUACCUACGUGAAUGGGAAUGGUGCCAGCUACCGGGAGCUCGGCCAGGUGCCGAAAGACAGAGGGGGCAGCGCUAAAGAAGUGAGCCAGAGGACCCCUGCAGAGCAGGUAUAUGAUAUACUCGCAAGGGAAGUGGCGGGCAUGUCGCCGGCGGAGGGUACCCCCAUCCUACGGUCGUCACCUAAGAGGAACAGGGCCCUCGGUACCUUCGGCAGGGGCGACUGUACCGAGGGAAUAUAG
Messenger RNA from Eimeria acervulina, 399 nucleotides. RefSeq lists its product as hypothetical. Bases 1 to 399 code for a protein of 132 amino acids. NCBI's taxonomy places the organism in Eukaryota, Apicomplexa, Conoidasida, Eucoccidiorida, Eimeriidae. The transcript has a single exon. The record is from RefSeq and is a predicted model, not a curated record.